Moneuplotes crassus is the source of this 947-nucleotide messenger RNA. The record is from the annotation of a GenBank genome assembly. NCBI's taxonomy places the organism in Eukaryota, Ciliophora, Spirotrichea, Euplotida, Euplotidae.
AUGUUUCACGAUACACUUCCAAAUAUUGAUGUAAAAUACAAGCUAAAAACCAACAUCGGCUAUGGAGGCACUUCUAGUGUGUUCCUCUCCGAUCUUGAUGGUCAAAGCGUUGCACUUAAGUGAGUAAGGAAAGAUAAAGGCCUCGAGAGAGAACAAGAAAAGAAACUGGUUUUAAGGGAAGCUGAGAUUAUCAGGAAAGUCGGAUUCCACCCUAAUAUUAUCAACGUCAUUGAGUCUCACUCUGAAGGAGUUCAUGAUUAUCUUGGAGUUACUGAUCAAGUUUCAUAUAACGUCUUGGAGUACUGCCCAAAUGGGAGUUUGUUUGAUUUCAUUAAGAAAAAUGGACCUCUUGGUGAAAAUGAAGCAUGAUUCUAUUUCAAACAACUGGUUUAUACCAUAAAACACCUUCAUGACAAAAAUAUAGCUCAUUGUGACAUUAAGCCUGGAAAUAUCUUUCUUGAUGAAUACUUUAACCUGAAGCUUGGAGACUUUGGAUGAGCCUUCUCUUUACAAAGCAAGGAAUACGGCAUUACAAAAGGCUUCGGAACAAAAUCGUAUAUGGCUCCAGAAGUGUUCAAAGCUUCAAAAGGUGCUCCAUAUAGUCCUUUCAUUGCAGAUAUUUUUGCAUUGGGAUGAACUCUCUAUUUCUUGGUAACUGGGAAGAUUCCCCUCUACUCUGAAACUUGCUCUUCCUCAACUGAAGAAGAGUCUGACUACAUUUGCUCUCCUUCAAAUGUGUACAUUGGUAAUCUUGAAGACCUUGACUUGAUGGUUUAUGAUAUGAUAGAAAGGUGUACAGCAAAGAAUCCAGGAGAUAGGCCAGAUAUUAAGACUAUGACAACUCACCCAUGGUUUGAUGAUAGGGGAGACCCUGAUUACUUAAUCAAAAUAUUUGAUUACAUGAAAGCUAGGUCCUAAACUUUGGAUAGAUACUGCUUUAAUUUAAU